UAGUUACAUGGAGAAAUGUGCAGGACCCUUUCCUCAAUUUAUUGCAAAAUACUGCCAAUUUUCCCUUCGUUGGAAGCAGCUCAGCCUAGAAGCAAAUCUGGGAUUCAAGCUUUAUGUUCAUUGCAUGUAGCACUUGAGAAGGCCAAGAAUGUUCUUCAACAUUGCUCUGAGUGUAGUAAACUUUACUUGGCUAUAACAGGAGAUUCUGUGCUUACAAAAUUGGAGAAGGCAAGAUAUGCUCUUGAAGAUAGUCUUAGGCGUGUUGAAGACAUUGUUCCACAAUCUAUUGGUUGUCAGAUUCAAGAGAUUGUUGGUGAACUUGAGGGUACUUCAUUCUCGCUUGAUCCCUUGGAGAAACAAGUAGGUGAUGAUAUAAUUGCACUGCUUCAGCAGGGGAGAAAAUUUGACAACUGUAGUGACAGUAAUGAGUUGGAAUCAUUUCAUCAGGCUGCUACUAAGCUUGGAAUUACCUCUUCCAGGGCAGCUCUUACAGAGAGAAGAGCUUUGAAAAAACUAAUAGAAAGAGCUCGUGCUGAGGAGGAUAAACGGAAAGAGUCUAUUGUGGCUUAUCUUUUACAUCUUAUGAGAAAAUACUCCAAGUUGUUUAGAAGCGAAUUCUCAGAUGACAAUGAUUCUCAGGGUUCUGCGCCAUGUUCUCCCACUGUCCAGGGUUCUAUUGAUAUUGUGGAGCCUGGGGGAAAUGGUCACGCCUUUGAUCGACAGUUAUCAAAACUCAGUUCUUUCAACUUCAAGCCAAACAAUAGGAGAUCAGGACAGACGCCUCUUCCACCAGAAGAAUUGAGGUGUCCAAUAUCUCUGCGGCUUAUGUAUGAUCCAGUCAUCAUUGCUUCUGGUCAAACAUAUGAAAUGAUUUGCAUUGAAAAAUGGUUCAGUGAUGGGCAUAAUACCUGCCCAAAAAGUCAACAAAAGCUUUCUCAUCUUUCUUUGACUCCCAAUCACUGUGUCAAGGGUCUUGUUGCUAGUUGGUGUGAUCAGAAUGGAGUUUGUGUUCCCGAUGGUCCUCCAGAGUCUCUUGAUCUUAACUAUUGGAGGUUAGCUCUAUCCGAGUCUGAGACCACAAAUUCAAAAUCUAUGGGUAGUUUUAACUCUUGCAAGUUUAAGGGGGUUAAGGUGGUUCCUUUGGAAGAAAGUGGUACUUUAGGUGAGGCUGAUGGAAAUGAAACUGAAAAUGUUUGUCCACUAGAGGGAGAGUCUGAGCUCAAUGUGCCUGAAAGUUAUCAGGACUUUUUGACUGUCUUGAAUGAAGGAGAAGACAUGAGGAUAAAGUGCAAAGUGGUGGACAAAUUAAGGCUCUUGCUGAAGGAUGAUGAAGAAGCUAGGAUUUAUAUAGGAGCUAAUGGGUUUGUUGAAGCACUUAUGCAGUUUCUCAACUUAGCUGUGCGGGUAGGAAAUGAUGUUGCCCAGGAAAGUGGAGCAAUGGCUCUUUUCAACCUUGCUGUCAACAAUAACAGAAACAAGGAAAUGAUGCUGGGGGGUGGUAUAAUUUCAUUACUGGAGGAAAUGAUCUCCUCUACCAAUUCUCAUGGUUUUGCCACAGCACUAUAUUUGAAUCCUUCCUGCCUUGAAGAAGCCAAACCUAUCAUUGGGUCAUCUCAGGCUGUUCCUUUCUUAACUCAGCUCCUUCAAACUAAUACUGAUGUUCAGUGCAAGCUUGAUGCCCUCCAUGCCCUGUACAACCUGUCUAGUGUGCCUGCCAAUAUCCCAAAUCUACUUUCAUCUGGCAUUAUCAGUAACCUUGAAUCCCUUGCAGCCUCUGCUGACAGCACAUGGACAGAAAAGUGCUUAGCAGUAUUUUUAAAUUUGGCUUCGAGUCAAUCAGGACAAGAUGAGAUGGUGUCAACGCCAGGCAUUAUUGGUGUACUUGCAACGAUGUUGGAUGCUGGCGAACCCAGUGAGCAAGAACAAGCUGUAUGCUGUCUGUUACUUUUAUGUAAUGGGAAUGAUAAAUGCUGUCAAAUGGUCUUACAAGAAGGUGUAAUACCAGGACUAGUUUCGAUUUCAGUUAAUGGGACCACGAGAGGAAAAGAUAAGGCACAGAAACUUCUCAUGUUGUUUCGUGAACAACGACAGCGAGACCAAGUCCAAUCAUCUCCAGACGAGGAGGAAGAGCAAAUGCCUUCCGAAAGUAGUGAGAUGUCUAUGCCGCCAGCUCCCGAAUCCAAGCCUUAUUGUAAAUCCAUUUCAAGAAGAAAGAUGGGCAAAGCUUUCAGCUUUCUGUGGAAGACCAAGAGCUACUCUGUCUCCCAGUGUUAAACCUCACGGUGUUGUAAAUUUUAGUUGUAUCAACUUCUUUCUUUUGUCCUCUUCUUAAGGGCAUUACUAUUUUUUGCUUUUCAAAGAGAAGAAUGUACAGGCCCCUGUAAUUUAUGAGUUUUUGUUUCUUUA
Humulus lupulus (European hop) is the source of this 2406-nucleotide messenger RNA. Its product is annotated as U-box domain-containing protein 6-like. Gene Ontology annotation, cellular component: cytoplasm; nucleus. The record is from RefSeq and is a predicted model, not a curated record. Gene Ontology annotation, biological process: protein ubiquitination. Lineage: Eukaryota; Viridiplantae; Streptophyta; Magnoliopsida; Rosales; Cannabaceae. Bases 16 to 2274 code for a protein of 752 amino acids. The transcript is spliced from 4 exons. Gene Ontology annotation, molecular function: ubiquitin-protein transferase activity; protein binding.